This is a messenger RNA of Symbiodinium necroappetens, 395 nucleotides long. The record is from the annotation of a GenBank genome assembly. Lineage: Eukaryota; Dinophyceae; Suessiales; Symbiodiniaceae.
AUGGAUCCUGCAGCGCUGCAUGCGGCCGUUUGCCGCGCCGAUGCGGACGAUCCACGGCUGCUCGGCCGGCGCAGCGCCGGCGAUGCGAAAGUCCAAGAGAAGAGUCGAGCGGAGGAGCCGUUGCUGCGUCCGGGGAGAGCGAAAGUCUUGCAGGAGGUACGAGCUGCCAAAUGCAAAGAGUCAGAGAUUCGCGGGCUCCUACGAGAGGGCAUGUUCGUGACCAUCCACGAGGUGUGCAGCAAGUCAGCGCACGUGGAAUAUGGACUCACCGGGCUGUCCGGCUGGGUCACCUUGAGGAAGAACUCCGAAGCGGUGCUGAAGGAGGAUCCCUGGGCUCGCCGACCUCCAGUGAAGAAGGUGCCCAAAGCAUCAGAGCCAGCACCGGAACCCAGGGA